UCCUUGAGAGAUGAAAAUUAAUAUCUUCAGAGUGCAAGCAGUUGCUUCAACACACGCUUACCUGGAAACUGGUAAUAUAUAUCCCCUGUACUCUGUUUAAUGACAAACAUUCCCCCUAAUUGAACACCAUCAAAAGUAUAUUAUAGCCCAACCACAGUGCCUAUAGAAUAGAGAACAUGAGAAUUUGGAAUUUAGAUCCAAACCUUUAGUCUACCAAUGGUUAACCACGCUACAAGUUACACAAACCAUACUAUUGUAUACGUGGAGCUCCUGCUAUGGCGCUUCUACAGUGUAUUCUUCCACUACUUCGGCCUGAUGCGACACCAAUACGAUCGAUCACAGAACAAGGUGACAUUGACCUACUAUAGUGUCACCAUUGCCAAUAUGGUGGGUCUCUUUUUGGUUUGUGUACUGUGUAGAGACCUGCCCAUCAACGGGAUGCAGUUGGGGUUCGUUAUUUCAUUGCUAUUGCAACCCCGUUCGGUGUUUGAAAAACGGAUCAGGCUAAUUAACAAGAUCUUACGGAUAUCUCCGCAUUUAUUUUAUCGUUACGAUCGAAAGUUUCAUAUCAACGGCACCCUUCCCUUCACUUCUUUCAUUAAAUUCACUUACCUUGAUGAGAUGAUGAGCGGAGAGGAUAAUUCUAAAAUUUUUAUUUUAAUCGGAGGUAAAAUUUUGACUUCCAAGGUUUCGAAUUACAUCAUUUACAUAAGUUGCAUGCUUAUGAGCUCUACCAUUUCCCUGAUAUUUAAAUACAUUGAAUUUGUGAAUAAAGAAAUUGCUACCAUUGUAAAGAGACUGCCGGUAGCGAUCCUGCGAAUGGAGCACCGUGCGGUAAGCCGGAUGAAACGGCGACUGAUCCUUAUGCAGAACCUGAAGAAAAUGUGUUCCCAAAUCAUCGAAAUGAUAUUCGAAUGCCUGGGUAGCCAGUUGCUAUUCCUGAUGUACUUCAACGUAAGCUUCCUAUUUACGUUACAAUUCAAAUAUCAAAGGGCUAUCGUUAUAAAUAUUAUCUGCGGAAUGUCUCUUCAUACAUUUCUGAGGUCUCUCGGCCAGUUGAUAACGAUGUAUGGCACUAAUAUCGUAAAUAACCAAGUGACGCCCAUGUACGACUUUGACGAAUUCCGGUCUAAUCAUAACUGGAUGCAGAAGACGUUCUCUACGUGGAGGACCGAGGAUUGGUCAGAGCUUAUCAACCAGGACUCAAUGCAUCAUUUGCUUAAGGCUCGCCUGAAAGUUCUCGGCUUGUUCGCUCCCAACGAACGACUCCUGUUCAAUAUCGUCUUCGCCUAUUGCACAAUUGCUUAUUUGAAAAUUAUGUGGGAACAGGCGGCGCUGAAGUCAGGAAAUAACAAAUUACCCUUUGAAAGUAAACUUAUAAUACAUCACUUCAUUGCCGCAUAAGAUAUGUAACUAUAUUUAAAUUUUUCAAUAAAAGAUUUUUGUAAUAUUCUUUACU
Molecule: messenger RNA, 1459 nt
Organism: Drosophila ananassae
Lineage: Eukaryota; Metazoa; Arthropoda; Insecta; Diptera; Drosophilidae
Gene: Grl58a
Exons: 1
Coding region: 217-1404 (395 amino acids)
Source: RefSeq, a predicted model, not a curated record